AUGCCAGAGCCAAUUUUAUCAACUUUUAAAAACUUUAUUCCUUCUUCUGAGCAGUUUGGUUCUAUUGGAGCAACUACUACAUCAACUGUAAAUAAUACAAUUAAUAAUACUACACCAAUAUCAACAAUGUUGACAUCAACCACUUCAAUAAUUACAACUCCAAUAACGUCAAUAUCGUCUAAAACUUCUGCUGCCACAUCGUUUACAACUACGUCCUUUACUAAUUCAAUCCUUUUUUCUCAAGAUGAAAACAAAACCUUUGUUGAACAUUUGCAAAUACUUGUUAAAAUAGAGCCUCCAAACACAAUCAUUUAUCAUGCUCUAUCAACUGACUUGCCCAUACCUAAUCUAUUAGAAAUAUUUCAAACUUCUGCUCAAAAGAUUGACCACUGGUUAGAAUAUGCUAAUGUCACUAUACUUGCAUUAGACUUUGACAUAAAGGAGGGUGUUAAUAUUAGGAAUGUUAGUGAAAUGGAUGUGCUAAUACACAAAUAUGCCUCUAACAUUGAUUUAUUACAAGAACUUUUUCAAUUAACUCUAUCAAAAUUAAAUAGUGGUGAUGAUCAAAAUUAUAAAGACAUCAAAGUUACUUUUGACAGAAUACAUUCAGACUGGUUAGAAGUAAAAUCUUUUUUUGCAAAGGUAAAAAAAGAAAUAUCAGAGUCAAAACAAAGACGCGAAUUCUUGGAUAAAAUGGAUCAAAUUUUAGCAUCUAUAGAAGAAUUAGAUAUAAGUAUAUUUGAAUAUCAGGAACAAAGACAUAGUGACAAUAAUCAAAAUAAUAAUGAGUCAUCAUUUCCUUUUCCUAGAUUAAGUUCAAGCCCUACCCCAAGAAAUAAUAGACCAAUAACUCCUGGUGCUCCAACUGGCAUAAUAAAUAAUGGUAGUAGUAAUAAUAUUGAUUUUGAUGCUGCUCUCAUCAAGUUGGAUUCAAAAUUAGAACCUUUAUCUGCGCGUAUUGAAUAUUUGAAAUCUCGUCUAACUGGCUCUAAUGCUCCCUCAGAUCCCAACGGUAUAUUAAGGAAAAAAUAUAAUUUGCUAAAUGACAAAUGGGAGUCAUUGAAAAAUGAAAUGGAUUCGUUAAGGGAAGAAUUGAAAGAGGAUAAAUGGGUUGGUGUUUUUAAACAAGUUGGUGGUAAUGCUAAUCAAAUGAUGGAUUCACUUGAAAGAUCCGUCAAACAAUGUAAAGAUUUUAUGUACAGGGCCGCAAACGGGCCUGACUCUACAUUGCCUUCAAAAUAUUUAAAAAAUUCAUCUUCAAGAGCUGUCACAAAACUGUUAACUAUGCUUGGUAAUAAUAUUAAUAAUCAGAUGACUCGAGAUUGGGACUCAAUUAAUAAAUAUAAUGCAAUGAAAGAAAGAUGGGAUAGCAUACUUGAUGGUGUUGAUGAUGUUCAUAGAGACAUGCCUGCUCUAGAAUACGCGUUAGAUGCUUCAUUAAUCCCAAGUAAUUCACCUCCCUCUUCAAUACCCUCCUCAGUAGCUUCAUCGCCACCAAUUUCUCCCAACGUGGGGCCAACAAAUCGUCGGCCUGUAUCUCCAUAUAGAAGAGUUGUAUCUCCUACAGAAUAUGGAUAUUCUUCAUCGCCACCAAGGAAUAACAAUAAUUUGAUGUCAUCUUCCACGAGAUCAAAAUCACCGUCUCCUCCAAAUGGUCGCAGAUCAAAAUCAUCUAGCAGAUCUGGAUCACCGAUUCGUCCAACUUCUACCAGACCAAUAUCACCAGAUCGUGUUAAUCCAUCAGCAAUACCACGCCCCGUUACAAGUAUGGGUAUAGGUUAUAGGUCACAAUCAAGAGCUGGAGCAAGGUCAUUUUUACCAAAACCUAGUACACCUCAACCAGGUAUGACACCAACAAUGUCUCGUCUAGAAAUGAUCUCGCCUACAUUACCACCAAUCAACUCAUUUUCAUCGUCAAGACGUAAUAACCCAGUAAGGUCGCCAACACCAUCGUCAGUGACAAGUAGUACAUCGAUAACACCAGAAAUUUAUGAUGAUAAUAAUAAUGGUAGACCAAUUACUCCAACAGAUACUUUAUUACAAAGGUCCAUGUCUUCUUCUGAAACACGUUCAAAAUACGUACCAUUAAAAAAUGAUCCACUAGACAUUGAAGUGGCAAAGGUGGUAAAUUCAUCGCCAUUAGCGGUAAAGGUGGAAAGGGUAUCAACUGGUACGGGAAAAUAUUAUUUUGGUAAUGAGAGUGUUGGACGUGAUAGAAAAGUGCAUCUUUGUAAAUUAAUGAAUUUUGCAAGUGGUCGAAAUAAAGUUAUGGUUCGUGUUGGAGGAGGAUGGCAAGAUUUAGACAUGUUUUUAUUAGAUCAUAGUUUAAUGAAUGUUAGAAUUUAA
Molecule: messenger RNA, 2346 nt
Organism: Entrophospora candida
Lineage: Eukaryota; Fungi; Glomeromycota; Glomeromycetes; Entrophosporales; Entrophosporaceae
Source: the annotation of a GenBank genome assembly